CGGAGCGGAACCGGAAGUAGAGAUGUGGAGCUGCAGAAUGAAUUAUGUGAGCGUCGGUCCCUGCAGCUGCUCCAGCACCUUGUUUUAAUCUUUUUAUGCGCAUUUGGACCUUUUAGCCUCUGCUUGUUGAUUCGGUUCUGUGGAGGGCAGGAUGAGCGCCGAGGCAGCAGACCGGGUGGCGGCAGUGACCAGCGGUCGGCCCGGCACGCCUCUCCAGGUCUCCUGGUUUGAGUUCCUCCUGGACGGCAGCCUGCUGGAGAAACACCUGCAGAACCCCAACGCUGACCCGACUCCAGUCCAGCUCAUCGUCCAGUUCCUGGAGCAGGCGUCCAAGCCGUCUGUGAACGAGCAGAACCAGGUGCAGCCGCCGGUGGAUAACCGCAGGAACCGAACCCUGAAGCUGCUGGCGCUGAAGGUGGCCGCGCACAUGAAGUGGGAUCUGGACUCACUGGAGAAAGGUCUGACCAUUCCUGUGUUAAACAUGCUGCUGAACGAGCUGCUGUGUGUGAGCAAAGUGCCAGCAGGCGUCAAACAUGUGGACCUGGACCUCUCCACCCUGCCUCCAACCACCGCCAUGGCCGUCAUCAUCUACAACCGCUGGGCCAUCAGAACCAUCGUGCUGAGCAGCUUUCCGGAGAAGCAGACCAAACCAGGACCUCAUCAGAUGAACAUGUUGAGCAUCGUCCAGCAGGAGAAGGAGAUGACGGACAACAUCCUGACUGUGCUGAAGGAGCAGGCGGCGGACUCCAUCAGCGUCCUGGAAGGAGCGCUGCGGCUGAACAAGGACUCGUACGUUCACACCGUCAGGACUCUGGACCUUCUGGGCUCCGACGCCGCCGCCAACGGGGAAACCGAGUCGUCGACGGCGGGGCUGCGGAUCAGCGCCGACGAGCUGCACUGUCAGGUGCACUACGACCUGGGAGGGAUCUUCUUCCAGCAGGGCUGCACCGACCAGCCGGCCUAUGAGAAAGCCUGGGAGCACUUCAGGACGGCCAAGGAGCUCCUGAGGAAGCUGGACCAGGCCGUCCACGUCCAUCUGGACGAGAAGCGUCUGGCCGGCUACUGGAACGCCUGCAAGGCGCUGACCGGCGACUGCGACCCGGCGGACCCCCACACCACCCAAUACGACCAGAUCAACAGUCUGAUCCGGGCGCGCAACUACCAGGCCGUCGUCGAGGCGUUCAUCGAGGACAACUCGUCCCGCAGCUUACCCAGACACUUCAGGCGCUCCGUCCUCAGAGAGCUGCUGUACCAGGUCCAGCAAGGGGAGUCCGGCCUGGAGGACGUCUGCCACAAGCUGUGUGUCUGCAACGCGGUGCGAGACGCUCUGGAAGGAGAAGUCCUCAGCGUCCGCUUCCAGCAGCUGCUCCUCAAGCCCAGCAGACGCAUGGUGGACUUCAUGCUGGAGGUCUGCACGCGCUCUCUGGACAGAAACUCGCCGUCCGACGCGUCCAGGAGGAACACGGCCGGCUUCUUAAAGACUCUGUGUGAGAACCUGGAGGAUCUGACUCUGGCGUUCGCCGUCACCGCCCACAAACUCUUCCUGGAGCUGCUGCGCGACGACGACCGCAAGGUUCUGCUGGAGCAGAUGAGGAAGAGGUCGGCCACCGUCAACCUGAGCGCCAAACCUCUGCCGUCUUUCUACGACAUCCCAGCUUCAGCCAGCGUCAACAUCGGCCAGCUGGAGCAGCAGCUCAUCCUCUCCCUGGAUCCCCGCCGCAUCCGGCAGAUCCUCAUCGAGCUCCACGGCAUGGCGGAGCGGCCCUUCUGGAGAGUCAACAGCAAGUGGGAGGUUCCUCCAGACUACGUCAACGUGGUCCUGGCCAUCAAAGACAACCUGACCAGAGACCUGGUCUACAUCCUCAUGGCCAAAGGACUCCACUGCAUCUCCAUAAAGGACUUCGGCCACGCCCGGCAGCUCUUCUCCGCCGGCCUGGAGCUCGUCACAGAGUUCUCCCCAAAGCUGAGGCAGGUGAUGCUCAACGAGAUGCUGCUGCUGGACCUGCGGGCCCACGAGACCAUGGCCGCCGAGGGCAGCAAGGAGCGGCCGCCGCCGGACCUGGUGAGCCGGGUCAGAGGAUACCUGGAGAUGAGGAUUCACGAUGUUCCUCUGCGUCAGGUGAUCGGGGAGGAGAGCGUGGCCUUCAUGCUGAACUGGAGGGAGAACGACUACCUGACUCUGCAGGUGCCGCCGUCUCUGCUCAUGAGCAACCCGUAUAUCAAGCUCGGGCAGCUCCUGGCCUCCACCUGCAAGGAGCUCCCAGGUCCUAAAGAGAGUCGGCGCACGGCCAAGGAGCUGUGGGACGUGGUGGUCCAGAUCUGCAGCGUCUCCGUCCAGCACAAGAGGAGCAGCGACGGCCGCCUGGGUCUGAUCAGACAGAGGGACUCGUCUCUGGGCAUCAUGCAGCGGAGCAAAUUCAUCACCUUCAUUAAGAAACUCCGGGAGCCGCUGGUGCUGACGACUCUGAUCUCGCUGUUUGUGAGGCUCCACAGCAUCGUACGAGACGACAUUGUGAACGAAGUGACAGCCGAGCAUCUCUCCAUCUGGCCGUCCUCUCUUCCUAACAUCCAGGCGGUGGACGUGGAGGCCGUGGCUGUAACCGUCAAAGAGCUGGUGUCCUACGCCCUGACGCUCAACCCCAACAACCAGUCGUGGCUCGUCACGCAGGCCGACAUCUACUUUGUGACCAAUCAGUACUCAGCGGCUCUCAGCUUCUACCUGCAGGCUGGAGCCGUGUGCUCAGACUUCUUCACCAAACCUGUUCCUCCAGACGUCUACACAGACCAGGUUCUGAAGAGGAUGAUCAAGUGCUGCUCCAUGAUGAGCUGCCACACCCAGGUGGCGGUUCUGUGCCAGUUUCUCCGAGAGGUCGACUACAUGACGGCGUUCAAAGCUCUUCAGGAGCAGAACAGCCACGACGCCAUGGACUCCUUCUACGACUACAUCUGGGACGUCACCAUCCUGGAGUACCUCACCCACAUCCACCACAAGCGAGGCGAGAUGGAGAAGAGGCAGAUCGCCGUGAAGGCGAUCGGACAGACGGAGCUGAACAGCAGCAACCCGGAGGAGGUUCUGCAGCUGGCGGCUCAGAAGCGGAAGAAGAGGUUCCUGCAGGCCAUGGCGAAGCUCUACUUCUGAAGAACCGGACAAUUUAUUUUGUUACAAAAAAAUAAAGCUUUUAACAGGCGCAG
Molecule: messenger RNA, 3192 nt
Organism: Fundulus heteroclitus (mummichog)
Lineage: Eukaryota; Metazoa; Chordata; Actinopteri; Cyprinodontiformes; Fundulidae
Gene: ints8
Product: integrator complex subunit 8
Exons: 28
Coding region: 152-3139 (995 amino acids)
Biological process (GO): snRNA 3'-end processing
Cellular component (GO): integrator complex
Source: RefSeq, a predicted model, not a curated record